Molecule: messenger RNA, 964 nt
Organism: Mustela erminea (ermine)
Lineage: Eukaryota; Metazoa; Chordata; Mammalia; Carnivora; Mustelidae
Product: peptidyl-prolyl cis-trans isomerase A-like
Exons: 5
Coding region: 437-952 (171 amino acids)
Biological process (GO): protein peptidyl-prolyl isomerization
Molecular function (GO): peptidyl-prolyl cis-trans isomerase activity
Source: RefSeq, a predicted model, not a curated record
UGUGUAUAUACAUGUAUAUAUCUCCAUUCUGAGGGUCUAGGAGCAGUGCCCCCUGAUAGCAACGAGCCCACUAGCGCCCAGAUGUUGGUUUCUAAAUACUCUUCUUCUGAAAGGAAACAGUCUUCCUUGGAGAAACAGCGGAUCCCAGUGCUGGGCCAGGGAAUGUACAAUGAGGCUGGGGCAUCUGGUACCAAAAGAUUCGAUCGGAACGAUUUCCCCUGGAGCACCGUCCUCUCUCCGCAGCGGUGACUGCUGUUCCCCCGGCGCACACAGCAUCUCCGGCCUCUGACCGGUGCGGAGCGCAGUCCUCAUCUCGGUGUCCAUCCUCUCCCCUUGCCCGCUCAGCUUCUUGAAGCAGAGACCGUGUCUUCCUGAACUGACGAUCUUCGUGGCCGGACUUUGAGUGGGUUCUCCUAAGUCUUUGUUAAGUUAAAGGAUGAAUGAACAAACGAGCUGGUCUUUCUGUAUUUGGCGGCUCCAUGGCUUUGGAACCUGCUGGCACAACACCAGAGCCUUUCAGGAAUUCAUGAACAAGAAGAAACCAUCUCUCUCACCCAGUCACGGUCAACCCUACCACUUUCCUCGAUGUGGCAUCGGUGGCGAGCUCUUAGGCUGUAUCUCCUUCCAGCUGUUUGCAGAUGAAUCUCCAAAGACAGCAGAGAACUUCCACGUUGUGAGCGCUGGGGAGGAAGAAUCUUGUUUUCACAGAAUUAUUCUGGGUUUUAUGCGCCAGGUGGUGACUUCAUUUCAUAAUCGCCCUGGAGCAAAUGGUGGACCCAAGACAAACCAACUUUUCGACUGUACUGAGAUUGAGUGGUUGGAUGGUCUUCAGCAAGGUGAAAGAGAGCAUGACUAUCGUAGAAGCCAGGACGCUUUGGGUCCAGAAAUGGCAAGACUAGUGAGAAGAUCAUCAUGGCUGACUGUGGACAGAUCUAAUAAAUUCGAAUUGUAGAGAUAAAUAAAU